AUGACCGCAAAUUCGCCGAUAUCGCGAGAGCUACAAAUUUUGAAAAUUCUAGAGAGGCAAUCUCCGAAAGGGCUUUCUGCAAACUAUAUUGUUCAGCUGCUUGAUGCCUUUAUACAUAAAGGCCCUAACGGAACCCACCAAUGUCUUGUUUUUGAAUUACUUGGUCUUUCAGUUGAUAAGGUCCUCUCGGACUACUAUGAGGCUCACGAUGAACUCGACUCGGAAACUGUGCUACGAAUUUCUACGCAGCUUUUAAAAGCCGUCAAAUUCAUUCACAGUGCCGGCAUAUGCCACGGAGAUAUCAGUAGUCGGAACAUUGCAUUUAGUUGUACUCAUUUGUCUAAACAGACUGAGGAGCAGCUUUUUGAUAUUCUUAGAUUCCCGGAAAUUGAGCCGCUGAAACGGGUUGAUAGCACGCCUCUGGACGAGGACGAUGAAGAUAUUCAGCUCCUCGAUUUCGGCGAGAAGAUGAUUUUCACUGACCACUUUGAUUAUCGCGUCGACUUAUGGCGCACAGGUUGCAUGAUUUAUUCCUUCUUAUUCACGACUUGGCCAUUCUGGUAUCUUAGCGAGGACGAAAUUUUAAUUUACCAGAUGAUUGGCUUCGUGGAGAGGUUGCCGGCUAAGUGGGAAUCAAUGCUGAGGAGUUCUAGACAUAAUCUGGAGCUAGAAGAUGAUUACGGAACCUCGAAGCUUGAACGGAAGUUUGCUGGUUUACCCGAUCCAACACUCAAACCUCUACUUCAUGUGAUCCAAGGGUUGAUGCGAUUUUUACCCUCUAGUCAUCUUACUGCAGAAGAGGCACUUGAUUUGCUGGGUAAUGUUCAAGAUUGA
Messenger RNA from Penicillium psychrosexuale, 834 nucleotides. RefSeq lists its product as uncharacterized. The coding region runs from base 1 to 834 and encodes 277 amino acids. The record is from RefSeq and is a predicted model, not a curated record. NCBI's taxonomy places the organism in Eukaryota, Fungi, Ascomycota, Eurotiomycetes, Eurotiales, Aspergillaceae. The transcript is spliced from 6 exons. Gene Ontology annotation, molecular function: protein kinase activity; ATP binding. Gene Ontology annotation, biological process: protein phosphorylation.